Messenger RNA from Camelina sativa (false flax), 1295 nucleotides. Its product is annotated as shikimate kinase 2, chloroplastic. Gene Ontology annotation, cellular component: chloroplast; cytosol. Gene Ontology annotation, molecular function: shikimate kinase activity. The record is from RefSeq and is a predicted model, not a curated record. Lineage: Eukaryota; Viridiplantae; Streptophyta; Magnoliopsida; Brassicales; Brassicaceae.
UAAUCAUCAUUAUACAAUGACCGAGAGAAUAUUUAAAACACAUAAAUCUAGUAAAGUAGAGUACUCAUUUACGCCAAUAAAAAGAGAGAGAUUGAGAGAGAGUCUGUGCCUCUCCUCGUGUCUUCUUGCUCCGCCGUUGACAAAAAAAAAGAAUAAUAUGGAAGUAGCUACUAUUCAGAGGUUUCAGUGCUCAUCAUGGAUUGAUUUGAGGACUUUUGAAGGGAAGCCUCGUGGUUCUCUGAGGUAUUCACUGAGAUUUAACGAAGAUAAAAGGCUUAAAGUUGUUUCUUUAGCUCUUGACAAGAGAAGGGACCAUCGACUAAGAUCUGUUUCUGAUAACAACUCCUCAGUGUUGGAAACUGGAAGUCUUCUUCAUUCUCCAUCUGAUGAAGAACAGAUUUUGAAGCUUCUGCAGAGAAAAGCUGAAGAGGUUAAACCAUAUUUAAAUGGACGAUCUAUUUAUCUUGUUGGAAUGAUGGGUUCCGGGAAGACCACAGUGGGAAAGAUUAUGGCAGGAGCACUUGGUUAUACAUUGUUUGAUAGUGACACUUUGAUCGAGCAAGCGAUGAAUGGAACUUCUGUAGCUGAGAUAUUUGAGCAUUUCGGUGAGAGUGUUUUCAGAGAAAAAGAGACCGAGGCACUAAAAAAGCUCUCUUUGACGUAUCAUCAAGUUGUUGUUUCGACCGGGGGAGGUGCUGUCAUAAGACCCAUCAAUUGGAAGUAUAUGCAUAAAGGUAUUAGCAUUUGGCUAGAUGUUCCUUUAGAAGUCUUAGCGCAUAGAAUUGCUGCGGUAGGAACUGAUUCAAGACCAUUAUUACAUGAUGAUGAGUCAGAAGACAUAUACACAGCGGCUUUAAACCGUCUUUCAAAAAUUUGGGAUGGACGUGGUGAAGCAUACAAUAAUGCCAACGCGAGAGUUUCCUUGGAGAAUAUUGCAUUGAAGCUCGGUUAUAAAAGCGUCUCAGAUCUUACACCAACUGAAAUCGCCAUUGAGGCCUUUGAGCACGUUCAGAGCUAUUUAGACAACAAAGAUGGUAUAGCUAGACCCGAUGGCCUCUAGUUCCACAAUGACAUGUGUCCCCGCAAAAUCUCAUCAAACGUGUUAUCAGAGCUUAGUUGUGCCUAGUUUUGAGUGUUGUAUAUAAAUGAAUAAUAAUACUAUAUUUGAUCACAUUGUUUUCGUUUCCUCUUGGCCAAAAAAAAAGAAGAGGAAAUUUGUAUUUUAUAAUAAGAAGCCCUUGUGCAACAACUUCAUCAGCUAGUCAUCAAGAAAAGAGAAAGCCAGUUAUGUGUAA